AUGUCAACUCCAACAUCUCGCCUCCGCCGCGCCUUCCGCUACCCCGACGACAACGGCGACUCCCCCGACAAACUCGACGAAGAGCACCAAGAAAAGCUGAUCUCCGACCUCCAAACCAAAGACGCCGCCAAAAACGACCUAUACCGCAAAGCCUUCCUCGCAAUUCCCCUCCUCGCCGCCCUCUUCUUCCUCAUCACACUCAUAACUUCCACCACCGCUCGCCAGCGCCUGAUCGCCCUCCUCUCCGUCUCCUCCCUCGCAGCAACAGCCUGGAUCCUGCACUACCAGCCCAUCGAGGCGCCUGAUAAAAAGGGAAAGAGGCCGGUCUAUCAGGUUGAGGCUGGGAAGGGGCCGGUGGAGAAGUAUUUGGUGUAUUUGAAUGCUGGGUUGGCGGGGUUGUUGGUGGUUGCAGCGAUGUUGAGUUGGAGGAGGGGUUUGGGUGAGGAUGCGUGGAGGCAGGCGUUGCCGGGGAUUAUUUUUGGGUUGACGAUGGCUGCGAGGCAGCUGCUUGCGCCGUUGGAUUUGGAGGAGUUGCAGAGGGCGCGGUAUGGGUUGAAGGGGGCUUGA
This is a messenger RNA of Fulvia fulva, 567 nucleotides long. RefSeq lists its product as uncharacterized. The record is from RefSeq and is a predicted model, not a curated record. The transcript has a single exon. The coding region runs from base 1 to 567 and encodes 188 amino acids. NCBI's taxonomy places the organism in Eukaryota, Fungi, Ascomycota, Dothideomycetes, Mycosphaerellales, Mycosphaerellaceae.